Molecule: messenger RNA, 6003 nt
Organism: Hyaloscypha bicolor E
Lineage: Eukaryota; Fungi; Ascomycota; Leotiomycetes; Helotiales; Hyaloscyphaceae
Exons: 2
Coding region: 161-5836 (1891 amino acids)
Source: RefSeq, a predicted model, not a curated record
CAACCCUUGACCCAAAGACCUCUAAGUAUCUUGGAGUUUUCUAUCAUUGUGGCCUGAGCUCUUUCCACCUCUUCAACUAUAUUCGCAUGGUCUGAACCUCCGCAGACGUCCUGCGCGUCAACAUUCCAGACUUCAUUCCUCGCGACUUCACUCGAUCAGUAUGCCUUCGACAGAACGAGACGCCUUGCAUGAAUCACGGCGUGAUAGCGAGAGACAAUUGAGACAUCAUCAAUCUGCUUCAACAGAUGGGGGACGAGCAAUUGUGCCUAUGUGGGACAGCUCUGAUCCGGAACGCGCACCUCCUCCACUACCUAUGAAUCCAUCCUCCCCCAUUGUAACCUCACGACCCAAUACCUCGAGUGCGAUACAAUCCGCACACGCUGCCUUGACCGAAAAAGCCCGAGAAAGUGGCUACGUCACAAAUGCAGUUUCCAAGCGCAUCGAAACUUCCCCCGAACGGUCUCUAAUUAAGGGCGCUGCUCACAAGCGUAUGCAAUCACUUCAAACUGGAAACGUGAGAGAUUUGAGCAAUUUGUUGGAGGGAGGUUCUUUCAGUUCACCCAGAUCACCAGAGAAGAGUGCAGGUCGGCCAUCAACACCACAUACAAACAAAGAGUUCCAAUUGGAAUUGCGGUCACCAGAGAAGUCACCAGAGAGGGACUCGAAUCGCUCCGCUACCCCAACUUCUGGUAGGGAAACUCCAACUCGAGACACGCCCUCCAUGAGACCGUCGCUUCGAAGACCACCUCAGAGUAUACUCGGCGAGAAUACACCACCUCAAUCAGCUACAAUGUUGGCAUUACAGACUAUGGCCAACAGGGACAUGGAUGAACCACUCUCUAACGUGACUAAUGAAUCUACUGCGCUGGUUCGCACUCCACAGACCUUCCACGCAAUUUCCACCCAGAUCCUCAGCCUCACGAGCAUUGCCACGGGUUUGCAACGAGAAAUGGCCCAACUUAGCAGGAGAAGCAAGGACAACGCAACCGAUCUUGUCAGUCUGAAGGAGGCCACAAAUUCUCGGGAUGAAGAUAUCCGGAAGACACUUCGAGAACUUGUUAACAACAUCUCGGAAGCUGGUUCUCGACAAUCAAGCAUCUACGGACCCGGGCCACUUUUCUUAGAGAACAAACCCCACAGCUCCCCUGGAUCAAGAGCUAUUAAACCAUUCUCCCUUCCACGGAUUCCAAGCCCUAACAGCUUUUCGGCCUCCCUGGAUAGAGAAUCGAUGGUUAGCCCAAUGUGUUGUAAUCCAGAUGGUGCUGCUAGUCUUGCCCUACUGGAAAAGAUCCUUCGAGAGAUGGGCACCAAGGAAGGCCAGAACCAGCUUGUUUCUCGUCUGACAGAAGUUGCAGAUCGCCUUGCUCGAGAUGGAAGUUCUACUGCGCAGAAGCUUGAUGAUCUACUUCAGCAGAUCAGAAACAAUAACUUACAGGCUAUUGUCCCGCUUGGUAGUGGUAAUGGGAGUGGUAUGGCCGGAAAUAGACCUCGCAAUUUCAGCUUCGGUGAGCCCCCCAGAUUGGAGCUUGAUUUCGACCAAGCAAGAUCUGGUCCCAUGAUGCAACGAGUUGAGGCCCUCCUCGCGGUCGGAGCGAACAAGGAGAAUGUUAGAGGCGCCGAAGCAACCCGUGGGGCGGAUGUUCUCAAUGAGGAUAUCCUGAAGAUCAUCCGUACAAUCAAGGAUAGCGUAGCCCAAGGAGGAGGGCUCACAGCAGAAGUGAAGGCUUUAGUUCGAGAGCUUCGAGGUGAAGUCUUGGGCAUGGGUCGGGAGAUUGGUCGGAAAUUAGAGCAGUCCAGCAAGAAGGACUCCCCUGCAAGAGAUGUUGGUGCCGAAAAGGAGCAUGUGGCUCGGGUUGUCCAAGAUGGACUUGAGGAGCUGAAGCACCAUAUGGAUCGUGUUCUCCGCGAACAUCGACGACAAUCUUCAUCUUCUAUAGUAUCACGCAACACUGUUGACUAUCAAGAAAUUUACAAUGCCGUGAGAGCGGCUUUAAAUGAGGAACCACAACAAUCACGAAGCCCUGUCGUGGAGAAGGAGGAUAUUAUCGAAGCAGUGAAGGAGGCUUGGGAGAACUACAAGCCAGAUAUCGAACUGCAACAUUUCGGUCUAGAACGAGAAGAGCUCCUGACAUGCUUAAAGGAAGGAAUCCAAGAGUACGCUCCACAGGACCAUUCCCGAGGACUUGGAGCAGCGUCACGCGAAGAGGUAUUUGCAGCAGUGGUAGAAGGAUUGAAGCAUUUCUCUCCUCCUAAAGUUGAGACGGAGGCAAGUCUCUCACGCGAUGAGAUUCUUGAUGCAGUUAGAGAGUGCUUGGAGGAAUUUGAGUUUCCGGCCGCCCCUGCGCCAGAACCUAGAGAACCAGAAAUCACCCGAGAUGAUAUGCUGCUUGCUGUCAAAGAGGGACUACAUGGAUUCGACUUUGCUGCCAACACUACCGCUUUAAGCCGAGAUGUUAGCGGAGGCUUGACACGAGACGACCUCUUCGACGCAGUCAAAGAGGGUUUCAGAGAGGCACCACCUAUGGAUCCCUACGCAGAGCAAAUCAUGGAUAAAUUGCACGAAAUCUACGACUCUCUGCAUGCGGAGUUCAAGGCUGUCUCUGACGAAGCGAAGCAAAAUGUGUCGGCUCUGGGACGGGAUACAGAGCAAGUACUGGAUGCAACCAAGGAUGGAUUGGAAAAGCUUCGAAACGACAUGGAAAGCUACGUCGAUCGUGCCGCUGAUCUUAACGUCAAAGAUGAGCUCAUGGAAAGCAUGCGUGAGUGCUUCGAUUCUUUUACUGCCGAAAUAGAGAUGGCAGUCUCCAAGGGGUCAACCCGUUCACUUGAGGCCAUUCAAGGCGAGCUGGAGCAUCUCAGGGAGGCGAUGGGUUCUUCUCUCGUCCGCAGCGUCCCAACCGCUGGCAACGAUGAGAUUCUCGAGGCUUUCAGAACAGGUCUCGAAAGUCUCCGCGCAGAUAUUGAGAGACCCCGUGACGGCGGUGAGAGCGUUCUCUCUGGCACUGGCGAAAUACUUGAUGCUCUCCACGACGGACUCACAGGUCUUCGCAUCGAAGUUGAGAGGAUCGGUAACAAGCCUGUUGAUAUGACUGUCAGCUAUGAAAUCUUGGACACUCUCAAGGCUGGUCUUGAAGGAGUCCGAGCUGAUAUCGACAGACUGCGAGAAAACGGGCACGGAGAACAAGCUGUGGCAGAGAUUAGUGAUAAAGCUGUUAUUGCCGCCGAGGGCUUGAAACGAAAUGACAUCGAUAACUUGGAGGUUUUGAUUACGCAGCUUCGGAUCAAAGUUGAGGCCCUAGAAUCGAUACCGCCCCCUCCCCCACAACCUGCUCCUGGAUCCUUAUCACGCCAUGAUCUUGCCGACGUUGAGGAAAUGCUCCGUAAUGUCCAAGAGUCGGUCUCAGGGAUGUCGAGCCAAGACAGGUCAGGGGAUGAGGAUGGGGUCAAGAGAGAGGACAUGGAGGCCAUAGAGACGCUCCUUCGAAAUACCAAAGCCAAGCUCGAUGACAUGGAGAGUGAGGACCUGGACAGAAAGGAACAUCUCGAUACCAUGGAGCUCUUAGUUUCAGAGACUCGGGAUUCUGUGAAAGACCUAACAGCGCAUCUGGAGGAUGUCACCAAGCGCGACGAUGUCAAUGUCAUUGAGGUCUUGGUACGCGACAUUCUUGGAGGUCUCGAAGAGCUUAAGGAACGCGCACUCAAGGACUCUGAGGAUCUUGAAAAGGUGACGAAGACGGAUGUUGAAGCCGUUGAGGCGGUGUGUCUCGAUGUAAAGACGACUAUUGAGCAGAUGGUGUCGUCCGACCUGGCAGAUCUGGCUUCGAAAGAGGAUGUCAAGAAUCUGGGAGAAUUGAUGAAAGAAUUCAAGGGCCGCAUCGAAACUCAUGCGGAAACCAAUGCCAAAGCAUUCGAAGAACGCCAAGCAGAGACGGUCGGAGUUAGUGAACGUGUCACUGAGAUCAAGACCUUCCUUGAAGAAUUCAAAGAUGCCAUUAAGGAGAAGCUUGAUGAAGGAGCUACCAGCGUCGAAGCCUUGGGGAAAUUCCUCGAGAGUCUUGGAGAAACCAUCAGCCAGAAUGCAAACAUUACUGAUGAUAUCAAGGAAAUGUUCGAGACAAUGAAGAGCGAAUUUGAGAAAUCCAAUGCUGGAGUGGUUGGUUCGAAACUCGAAUCGGAUGAGAAAUUCCAGCAGACUUGGGACAAAUUCGAUUCCAAGCUUGAUGAGAAAUUCAGCGAGCUGAUGAGCAAAUACGAUGAAGCACAACUCUCGGCGGAAGCAAAGGCGAAACUGGGAGAUGAGAAGAAUCUCGAAACCGAAGCUGCGCUAUUAGGCACCAAAGCCGUGGCCGAAGAGCUGAAGAUCCUCAUCGAUACUCUAGGUACGACUCUGACCGACUCGGUUGAUAAGAUGGAUGAAGCUUCAAAGACCGUAUUCAACAGGGUUGAGGAUACCUUCACGAGAGUUGAAGAGACUCAUGCCGACGCCAAAGCUGAGCAUCAACUCACCCGAGAACAAGUCUUCAAGACAAUCCAUGCCAUUGAGGGUGUUCAGAAUCAUGUCACGGAAUAUAAUCCCAAGAUCCUCGAAUCCAUCAAGGACGUGCUUCUCAUCGUUGGACAGCACUAUGAGCACUCUAAAUCUUCUACUACAGCCCUUCAAGAGAAAAUCGCCGAGAGGCCUGCACCUGUUGAGACGCCAUUGCUCCAAGAAGCACCUCCACCUCCCGAGAAAUACGACGACAGCCCGGUCCACGAAAAGCUGGACAAACUCGUGGAUCACAUGCACGCUGCUGGGAAGUCCUUUGCCCAAUUGGAAAUGCUUGACAAGAUACACCAACAGGUUAUGCAGACUGCGGCAGAGGUCUCCAAUUUUGUGUCGGCUCAAACUCAACGCAUUGCCAAUGACCACGAAGACAAGGAAAAGGCUGUUGAAGCUGCUACGAUUGCCCUUGAAAAGCGAAUUGCUCAGAAGGAGCAAGUUGAGGCCACCGUUGUAGGCCUGCGUGAAGAGGAAGACAAUUUGAAGGAGUCUGUCGCAAUUCUCAAAGCAGAGCAAGAAGACCUAGCACAUCAGAAGAUGCGCCUCUCCGCAGAUGUUUCCAGUCUCGAGACUGCCUUACGAAUCAGACGUGAGGAACUCCAUGCCAUGGAAGCACGAGCCGAGGGCCUUGAGCGCCGCAUUCUGGAAGGAGUGAUCGAUCAUUCUCGAGCUCUUCUCAUUUCGAAGUCCAACAAGGGGCGGGACGCCAUGGAUCGAAAGCGAGUCCCAAGCCAUGCUACCUCGACAACCGGAUCGAUCGUCUCUAGUGCUACGUCGAGAGCUUCCUACACUACACAAAGCGCGGUCAGCAUGGCGAUGGGUGGCAACCGUGCUGUGGUCAGUGUCCCAAUCGUCAAUCCUGCGGGAGCAUCCAGACGUAUCCUCUCCUUGAACCAAAUUACGCAUAAUAUUCCGACAGGUAACUUCAAGCGUAGCCAUAGCGUCAAAACUCCUGGUGGUGCUGGUGCUCUGAGGAAGUCAAGUUGGGGCGGAUCGCUCAACCGGAAGUACGGCGACUUAAACAAGGAGAACCUUGCUUUGAAAGAAAGUGAGGAAGACGAUGACGAGGGUAGCAACGGGGAAGAAAGCGAGGGCGAGACUAUGAGGAGAAGCAGCAGAGGCACCACGAUCUUAACGAGUACGGGCACCGGUGUGAGCGAGAGUAUCGAUGAAGGUACGGAGUGGACCGGUAGUAUAGAUGGCGACGGUGAGGGCGAACAUUCUGGCGAGGAGACAGAAGCUGAGCAUGAACAUGGGCUGGUGGUGUUGUAUGAAGAGGCUGGACAGGCUGUUUAGUGUAGUCAUUGCUUUUUAUAGGAGGCUUUUGUCGAUUCUUGUAAGUAUUUGGAGGCUGGACCGGAGAUUGGAUUGGUGAGAUGGAUGAGGAGAGAGCGAGUGUGGGAAUUAUGACUUGAAUGAAUAGCGUUUUAGCGAAUUGAUUACUGAAAUUUCUUCCUUAACUC